CUUCCAGCACAAGGUGGGCAUUAUGUACUGCCAGGCGGGCCAGAGCACCGAAGAGGAGAUGUACAACAAUGAGAGUGCUAGCCCUGCUCUGGAGGAGUUCAUGGAGCUGCUAGGCCAGAGAGUCAGGCUGAAGGGCUUCACCAAGUACCGGGCCCAGCUGGACAACAAAACGGAUUCCACUGGAACACAUUCUCUUUACACUACUUACAAAGACUUUGAGCUGAUGUUCCACGUGUCCACACUGCUCCCCUACACCCCCAACAACAGACAACAGCUACUGAGGAAAAGACACAUUGGAAAUGACAUCGUCACCGUCAUCUUCCAGGAACCUGGUGCUCUUCCCUUCACUCCGAAAAACAUUCGCUCGCACUUCCAGCACGUGUUCAUCAUCGUCAAAGUCCAAAACCCUUGCACAGAAAAUGUUUGCUACAGUGUGGCGGUCACCAGAUCCAAAGAUGUGCCCGCCUUCGGUCCUCCUAUCCCCCAGGGGGUGCUCUUCCCAAAGUCGGCCAUGUUCCGGGACUUCCUCCUGGCCAAGAUGUUGAACGGCGAGAAUGCGGUGCAUAAGUCGGACAAGUUCCGCGCCAUGGCUAUGCGCACGCGCCAGGAGUACCUGAAGGAUUUGGCCGAGAACUUUGUAAGCGCCACCCCCGUGGACUCUUCGGCGGCCAAGUUCAGCUUCAUCUCGUUGGGUGUCAAGAAGAAGGAGCGCAGCCGACCCCGGCGGAACGCCCACCUCCAGAGCUACGGUGCGGUCACUUGGGCUGUGGUGGCACGGGACUUUGGCCAGUCGGCGGACAUUGGCUGCCUGCUGGCCGUCUCCAAUGAGUUUGUGGUGCUGAUCGAAGAGGCAUCCAAGGAGGUGGUGUUCAACUGCUACUGCCGCGACGUCCUCGGUUGGAGCGCAACAUCUGGGAGCGUCCGGCUUUUCUACGAGCGUGGUGAGUGCGUGGUGUUCUCCACGCAGGAAGGAUGCUGGGACGACGUCCGGGAGAUCAUGCAGAGGUUGGAGAUUGUCACCCGGGGCUGCGAGACAGUGGAGAUGACCCUCCGGCGGAACGGUCUGGGCCAGCUGGGAUUCCACGUCAACUUCGAGGGCGUGGUGGCGGACGUGGAGCCCUUCGGCUUCGCCUGGCAGGUGGGUCUCCGUCCGGGUAGCCGGCUGAUGGAGAUCUGCAAGGUGGCCGUGGCCACACUGUCCCACGAGCAGAUGAUCGACCUGCUGCGCACGUCCAACACGGUCAGUGUGGUCAUCGUCCAGCCCCAUGAGGACGGCACACCCAGGAGGAGCUGCUCUGAGAUGUACCGCAUCCCUGUGGUGGAGUACAAGACCACCACGGCUGCUGGCUGGCACCGCGUCUCGGCCGCCCCGGGUGGCGGCCUGCCCCUGUCCCGGGCCUCCCCCACACAGGGCCCCAGCCCCGGGCAGCAGAUGUUCCACUACGCCCAGGGGGCCAUCUCCCGCAGCACCUCCUUCGACAAGAAGCAACAGGACGGGACCAGGGUACUGCAGGAAUAUGAGAUAUCUCCUACGGCCUCCUGUAGCAGUCGGGAAGCAGGACAACUCUACUGCAGCUCCCCCAGCAACCAGUCCACCUCCAGCGACCCCGGACCAUGCGGCACCUGGUCCCAGAAGGCAGGAUACAUUAACGGAUGCCAGUCCCCUGCACUGCUCCUGGACCAGCCGAGCGACAAGGAGGGAGAGGGCCGGAGAGAGAGGGAGCCCAAGCUGGAGAGGACCAGAUCUGCAGAGGCCAAGUGGCACCAUCCCUCCACAAAGAUUCUGAACGUGAGGGAGAGAAGCCAGCCGAGACAAGGAGCAAAGGACUCCCCCAAUAAAUACCAACAUUCUGGCUCCAGCCACUCCAGCAGCAACACGCUCUCCAGCAACGCCUCCAGCGGCAGCAGCGACGACAAGCGCUUCGGCUCGGGCGACCCCAUUGACCCCGAUGCCCUGGGCCUCAUCUACAUCAAGGGCGCGUCCACCGACAGCGGCAUCGACACGGUGCCUUGCAUGCCCCCGCUGCCUCCCCCUCUACCUGGCUGCAGCGGAGGUGGCGUACCGGGGGUCUCAGCCGGCCGGCCUGUCCCCCAGGAUGCCCGAGGGGAGCAGUGGGUGCUGGAGUACCCCGGGACGGGGGCGCCGGAAGGAGGGUUGACGUCACAAGGCUACAGCACUCAGGCCACUUCGGCUGGGCACGUAACAGACGGGAGCCUGGGCGACCUGAGCGAGAUUUCCUCCAUGUCCAGUGGCUCACGGCACUCUGGCAGCCCCUCGGAACAUGUUCCUAAGACCUCCACCUCAGUUGACUCCUCCAAAGUCUACACCGUCGUCUCCGGCGGCACGGCGACAGGGGCGGGGCUUAAUGGUCCCGUCCACGCCCGCCAAUCACCAGGUGAAGAGUAUCUGAUUGGCUGGAAGAAAGCUGAGGAUGGCUCUCCAAUGGAGGAUCCGGGCAGGCCAAAAGACUAUGGUGGAGUGGAAGGCGUAUUGUCUUACCUACUAAAGACUCUUACACUGAGAUCCAGGCUGCGGGCCAUGCUGGGUGCAGAUGGCCAGCUCCAGAAGGUCCAGCCCAGCCUGACCAGAGAGGCCUUCCUAAAGAUGAUGCUGCCCGACAGUCCCCCCGGGGAAGGGGGACGUGGCAAGAGUCUGACUGGUCCUGACGGCCUGCCCAUGUCCCCACGGAGGUCCCUGUACCGGACCCUGUCGGACGAGAGCCUGUGCAGCAGCCACAGGAAGUCCCUGGUCUGCUCCCAGAGUUCUCUCCUGGACCAGGCCCUGCCCAACGAUAUCCUUUUCAGCACCGCCUCUGGGCCCUACCACAGCACCCUGGCACCUCGCAUGAACCUCGGCCACAGCAAUGGGGCGCCUCUACACAAGAAUGAGCUGUGGUUCUCUGACAGCUCCCUGGCCGACCGCUGCAAAAUGGCCGACGGCAGCCUGAUGCCCCUCCCGGAAGCAGUGUCUGGCCUGGACUGGUCCCAUCUUGUUGAUGCCGCAAGGGCUUUUGAAGAAUUGUCCUAUGCUCUCUAUCUGGAAGGUCUGGAGCUCGACAAGGAUGCCAAUCGCCUGUGUGAUAAAGACAGUCAGAAAGAAUCACUAGCGGACCAGGGUUCACUCUGCUCCAUGUUGGACGUGGAGCAGGCCCAGCAGGCCAUGGAGCUGUCCCAUGAGCUGAGUCGGAGGGUGGCUGCGUCGGAGGCCGCCACCUUGGAGGCAGGGGACGGCUCUCCUGCUCUGCUCACGGGCAAAGUCAUCCAACUGGAAGAGAUCCUCAGACAGCUUCAGUUCGACCUACGAAAGGAGCAAGAGGACAAGGCCAUGUUGCAGGAGCAGGUCCAGCACUUGCGUCAGGACAACAUGCGUCUGCACGAGGAGAGCCAAAUGGCAGCCGCCCAGCUCAGGAGGUUCAGCGAAUGGUUCCUACACUCGGUCGACAACAAGAAGCCCUGAGCAAAAAACACUGACACACACUGCAACAUGGCCGUUAACUCCACAUUACCUGAGCCAGUGGCAUGUCAAGAGGGACGUAGUCUGAAGUGAUUCAAAGUGAAUAGCCAUCGCAUGAGAGCGAGAAGUUGCGAGUUAGCGUGCUAAUGCUAGUUGCAUUGUUUUGAAAGCAAAACAACAUUAAUUAGUGUAAAUAUCCAAGGGGCCGGGGGGAGGGUAAUGCGAUACAUUUAUAGAAGGUUAAGAUAAAGGGGAGGAAGGGAAGAAUGUAGCAGACCUCAUGUUUUUGGCUAUUUGCGGAGAGGAAGGAACAUGUGAAUUAAAAACAAAUGAAUGUAACUUAUGUGAAAUCUAUAUUAUUUUGCCGAAAAAGGCAAGCGUAAAACUUAUGAGUUCCCUCAGUAAACAACAAUUUAAAAAAUGUUCACCCAAAUAAAAUUACUAAACUUUACCUUGACAUUAAAUGUAUUAUAAAACAACCAGGAAAUAAUUAAGGUGUUACAAGGUUCUUGUAUAAAAAAAGCUAAUCUUUAGUAAGUUUUGUAAAGUACUCCACUGUUUUGAACAAAAAAAUAGAAAUUGUCCUAGCAAUAAAUAUGGUGAUAGUCACAAAACUGUUAUUAAUGGUUAGCACUGAUUGUGGUGUUGUCGAGAUUGCGGUUGUAUUGGAUUACUUGGACGUGUUUAUUUUGCAGGAACAAAAACGUGCCUGACUUUAACCAGUGGUGUAUGGAUACUGUAGUCUUUUCUGUUGUUGUAGUCCCUCAUCCUUUUCCAACCCCACGCCUUGUCCACUACUCUCACUAAUGAUGUCUACCAUGAUGUUAUUACCCUUUUUUUUUUUGCCACAGAGAAAUGUAUUCUUAUGCAGUUGACCCUGAACUUGUAGGUACACAAGGUACCACCAAGUGUACGAAUUAUGUAUUUUCAAUGCCAAAAUGUGUUUGAUGGUCUUUGUACAGUACUUCAGAGAAAGUGUCUUGUAUUUAACACUCUUAUUUAAAUUUACCCUCCAAAUUGUUUAUUUUAAUAUUGAGUAUUUUGUUCCUUUCUGCACUAAAAAAGAUUAAUGGCUCCUUAUUGGCAAUAUCUGUAUAGUUGGCAAGAGAUAAGAUAUAAAUACUAUAUACAUAUAAAGGGUUAUUUCUGGGAAGUCCAACGUUUGGAUGCUGCUAGAAUACAGCCUGUUGUUUUGUAUGCCUUUCUUUCUUUGUAAGAUGUAUUGUUAAAGACGGGACAAAUGGUUUGCUUUUUUAAUAAAUGUAGGAUGUUGAAAAAACUAAA
Coregonus clupeaformis (lake whitefish) is the source of this 4738-nucleotide messenger RNA. RefSeq names its product signal-induced proliferation-associated 1-like protein 2. Gene Ontology annotation, biological process: regulation of small GTPase mediated signal transduction; activation of GTPase activity. NCBI's taxonomy places the organism in Eukaryota, Metazoa, Chordata, Actinopteri, Salmoniformes, Salmonidae. The record is from RefSeq and is a predicted model, not a curated record. The transcript is spliced from 20 exons. Gene Ontology annotation, cellular component: cytoplasm. Bases 23 to 3457 code for a protein of 1144 amino acids. Gene Ontology annotation, molecular function: protein binding; GTPase activator activity.